UAACGUUACCGAAUGGAUGUUAAUUGCUUACCAUGGUGCGAACUGACAGCGCGCGUGCGUGAGUGAAUUGAGCGAUCGACGAUCUUUCGAACAGACCCAGAUGUUCGGUUGAAGGCAUGUGGAUCUGAGUUAUUUAAUUAUUAUUGAUUGCGUUUUUCAUUCUGAAUGGAUUCUUCAAGACCUACUGGAUACACUCGGUUCGCAUUGGCUGUUCUGAAAGGCGUUGAAACUGUGCAAAAAAAAAUAGUUACCAAAACGGAGAAUAGAAUUGUCUGAGUACGUUUUCGGUGCUGCGAAAAUGCGAUUUAGCAUGACAUGAGAAAUCUUCACCACCCACAGUGGAAGCGAGCGGGUUUAAUCGACUAACAGUUAAUUAACUGUUGUUGGAAGAUAGUGAUUAUAGAGCCGGGGAAAGGUGCCCGGUUGGAACGGAAAACCUGUAGUUUUGUGGCCUUCAAGCGUGCGGGUGAAAGAUCCGAGUAGGCUGGUUCGGUCGCUUGACCAUAACUACCAAAACAAUGCUCGGUGGUUGUUGUUUGUGUUAUCUUGAGGUAAAAUAGUAUGAAAAUUCAUGUGAAAUACUUACUUAAAUCGUUGUAGCGAUCGUCGUACAGGUGUGUGACCAAUCCUCCAUGUAGGAUUUUUUUUUGUUGUAACGCUACAUCGUACCGAAGUUUAAGCGGAUUCGAAGUUUCCUGUGUUUGGUUCAGUGAGUGGCAGUGAAAUUGUGAGAUAGAUAGCAUUAACAUAUCGGCCAGAUACAAGCCGCCGGAAGAAAGCGUCGAGGAUUUGUGAUCUCUCACGCAGCCAGACGAUUUAGGCAACUGGUUUUGUGCAUUGUUUGAGCUGUUCCGGACACUGUACGACUGACGCUAUCAGUAAACCGGGCGUAAUUGUAUGAGAGAAAGGAAUAUGGCAUACAAUGGGCUGUCGCAGCAUGUGGACUUCCUGAGACUACCGAAUCCAAGCGAGCGCUUCGAGCUGCUGGUUCUCAUUGGCGAGGGAACCUACGGUGAAGUGUACAGUGCCAAGGAUAAGCACAGUGGACGGAAAUAUGCGGUUAAGAUCUUGGAAACCAUUGCCGACAACAUUGAGGAAAUCGAAGAGGAAUAUCUGGUGCUGCGCGAUCUAUCGAACCAUCCAAACAUUCCGGAUUUCGCGGGGCUUUUCCUCAAACGAGGUCCAACCGUUGAAGAUGACCAGCUGUGGUUCGUACUUGAGCUCUGCACCGGCGGUUCGGUUACCGAUUUAGUCCAGGGUCUGCGUAACCGAGGGACGCGUCUGUCGAACAACCAAAUUGCGUACAUUCUCCGAGAGACGGUUCAGGCGCUGGUGUUCCUGCACGAGAACCAUUGCAUGCAUCGGGACAUCAAGGGACACAAUAUACUGCUGACGGAGAAUGGCCACGUAAAGCUGGUGGACUUCGGCGUUAGUUCCCAUCUGGCAGCAACGAUGGCCAGAAGGAAUACUAGCGUGGGGACGCCAUACUGGAUGGCACCGGAAGUGAUUGCCUGCGAGCAGCAACUGGAUCAGUCGUAUGAUUCACGGUGCGAUGUGUGGUCCGUUGGAAUUACGGCCAUUGAGCUGGCCGAGGGAGAUCCUCCGCUGUGUGAGUUACAUCCGAUGCGAGCUCUGUUUCAAAUUCCUCGGAAUCCGCCUCCGAAGUUGCAACAUCCGGAGCAGUAUUCGGCCAUGCUGUCGGAUUUCAUUUCCGAGUGUUUGGUUAAGGAUUUGGAACAGAGACCGUUCUCCAAGGAAUUGGUUACACAUCCGUUUCUAAAGGCGGUCGGACCAUACGUGGAACAGGUGCGACAUGAACUAAAACUGGAGAUUCAGAAACAACGUUCGGACGGUAGAGCUCCUCGCCAAGCGGAGGCUACUACCAAAUAUGGGAAGCUGAAGUCCGAUCGGAAGUCUAAACCGCAAAAAAUGUACAUGGACGAUCUGGCGGCGUUGGAUGUGCUAACAGAGGACACAAUCGUGGAGCAGCUGCAGAAGCGGUUUGAAACAAGCCAGAUCUACACCUACAUUGGCGAUAUACUGGUGGCAGUGAACCCGUUCGCCCAGCUGGGACUUUACACGAGUUACCAUCAGAAAAAGUAUGCAGGAAAGACACGAUCCGACAAUCCGCCGCAUAUUUUCGCUGUAGCGGAUGCCGCCCAUCAAGCUCUCGUUCACCAGAAACAAAAUCAGGCGAUCGUCAUUUCCGGCGAAAGCGGAUCCGGUAAAACGGAAAGUGCCAAUCUUUUGCUGAAACAAUUGGUUUAUUUAGGCAAGGCAGUUACCAAAAACCUAGAGGAACGAAUUCUUCAGGUGAACCCCAUUAUGGAAGCCUUCGGCAACGCACGAACUGGAAUUAAUUCGAACAGUUCUCGAUUUGGCAAGUACCUGGAGCUAACGAUGGCACGCAGUGGCAAGGUGAACGGAGCACGAAUCUUCGUUUAUCUACUGGAGCAGAGCCGGGUGGUACGACAAGCCGAAGGCGAAGGAAAUUUCCAUAUUUUCUACUACAUGUACGACGGUUUACAAUCCGAGAAGCGCUUAGAAGAGUACUACCUGCAUCCGUCGUAUCGGAAAACUCAUCGUUACCUACAGGAAACCGUAACGUUACCGAAGAGCAACGUUGACCGUUGGAAGCAGCUGUUGGCUAGUUUUAAGGUGCUUGGCUUCCGCGAUGACGAGGUGGACAUGGUGAACCGGGUGCUAGCGGCCAUCUUGAAUCUGGGCGAUAUGGAGUUCGGUGAGAUCGAUUCCAACGAUAACACGGACAGCCGGGCACGGGUCAUCGAUGUGGCGCCGAUGCAUCGAGUGUCCAAACUGCUGGGCGUGGAGUCGGCCGAUUUGCUGGAGGCGCUGACUUCGAAUUCGGUGGUUACGCGCGGGGAAACCAUAACCCGACACAAUAACGUAGCCGAAGCCUGUACCGCCAGGGAUGCCAUGGCGAAGGGUUUGUAUGGGCGGCUGUUCGAUUGGAUGGUCAAUCAGAUCAAUCUGCUGUUGGUGCAUAAUAAAUCAAAUAACAGCCCGGAACAACUAGCGAUUGGACUUUUGGACAUAUUUGGGUUUGAAAAUUUCGCCAAAAAUUCCUUCGAACAGUUGUGUAUUAACAUAGCAAACGAACAAAUUCAGUACUACUUCAAUCAGCACAUCUUUACUUGGGAGCAACAGGAAUACAUGGCUGAGGGAAUUCCGGUCGAUAUGGUAGAAUUCGCUGACAAUCGUCCCGUUCUGGAUAUGCUCCUGAGUCGACCGCUCGGUUUAUUGGCCCUGCUUGACGAAGAAUCUCGUUUUCCGAGAUCCAACGAUAAGUCGCUGAUUGAAAAAUUCCAUAACAACAUCAAGUCCAAAUUCUACCAGCGCCCGAAAUCGGACGCCGUGUGCUUCGCCAUUCACCAUUUUGCCGGUCGCGUCGUCUACCAGGCGGAUGGUUUCCUGGAAAAGAAUCGCAAUUUCCUACCGGCGGAGAUUAUCCAACUGAUUCGGCAGAGUCAGUACGACAUGAUCCGUUUUCUGUUCCAGUGUCCGAUCACCAAGACUGGGAAUCUGUACUCGGCUAUUCAGGACACUGGAUCGCGACAGAACGUGUCCAAUUUUAUCAAGGUCGAUACAAAGGAAAAGUUCAAUUCCCGUGGUCUGGCUUCGCAGUCUAGAGCUCAGCAAACGGUGGCUACCUAUUUCCGCUACUCGCUAAUGGAUCUACUCCAGAAAAUGGUCACCGGAUCUCCACAGUUCAUCCGAUGCAUUAAGCCAAAUGACGUGAAAGCCGCCAAGAACUUCGAACCGAGCAAGGUGCUGAAACAGUUGCGCUACACAGGAGUGCUGGAGACGAUUCGAAUCCGUCAGCAUGGAUUCAGUCAUCGGUUGGCGUUCGCUGAGUUCUUGAAGAGAUACUACUUCCUCGGGUACGGAUUCGAGGAACGCGUCGUCGCUAGCCGGGAAUCAUGUCGUUUACUUUUAGUGCGUCUAAAAAUGGAUGGAUGGGCACUCGGGAAGUCCAAGGUGUUCCUCAAGUACUACCAUAUCGAGUAUUUGUCCAAACUAUACGAGGAGCAUGUUCGUAAGAUUGUGCUGGUGCAGGCUUGUAUUCGACGUUGGUUGGCCAGAGCUCGUGUCAAGCGGGAGAAAAUGCAACGGGUAGCCCUGAGUGCAGUCACCUUGCAGAAGCACGUCCGUGGCUGGUUGACGCGCCGUCGUAUGAACAGAAUGCUGCGCGAAAGACAGGAGAAGGAACGCAUCGAACAGGAGCGACUGGAAAAGGAACGUGUUGCGAGAGAGAAGAAAAAUAAUGAACAAAACAAAGCCAAACAAGCCUUCGCGAAGGCAAAAUUGAUCCACCAGCUAUCCAAUCAAGACUUGAUCAAACCGUCCGAAAAGCAGAACGUGGAUGUGAACAACAAAGAAAACGAAAAGGCGGCCAUCGUAAUACAAAGCUACUAUCGCGGCUAUACAAUCCGGAAGCUUAAACUUUCGCCUGAAGUCGAAGCCAAAACUAAAUACAUCCUUGGAAUCGCUAGAAAUAGAGUCGAAGCCCAACGGAUGAUGCAAAAGGAAGGUUUCACCAAGGAAGACGCUGCUCGUAUAAUACAAAGGUACUAUCGUACCCACAAGAGCAAGAACAAUAAUCACAACAACAUCAACAACAAUAACAAUAGCAAUGUUAGUAAGGAAGCUAUUCGUAAGAAAGCUCCGGCACCGCAACCCAGCAAACCGUUGUCCUCCAAGGAUCAACAGGUGGAUUUGAUUGCAUUCUCACAAAACGUACAUAUGCUGAACCAGGACGUUCACAAGAAUCUACGGGCCACCAAAACUGGAGUGCCCCUGGAUGCCAUAGAGAAGCUACCGAGUGAGUACAAGCGGCCGCCGGGGUUUGUGCUUGUCCCUGGGCUGCUGGGAACAGUACCCGGGGGGGAGUUUACCAAAUAUAGUUCCUUCCGCAGCGCGGGAGAUUGUGACCACGAGAUGACCAAGGAACUGAUCCAAAGCCCCUCGAUGACAACCGAGUUCGAUGACAUCUCCCCGUGGGAUAUGCCGUUCUAUGAACUGGAACGCAAUCUGCGCUCGCAAAGACAACGGAACCUCCAACAGCAACAGCUGCAGCAACGGGUGGACAUCAACCGUAAUGAAAUCCUUGGAGACCGAAUGGUAGAGCUGAGCGAACGCAAGCAGCAACUAUCGAACAACUGGCACCACGCAAUCCAGGCGACCGAGGCGGCUCAGGACCAUAAAUUCAAGGGGAUGGGCAGAUCCAACAAUCAUCAGGAACCGGCCCCGAUUCGACAUAUCCCCGCAUUCAGUUAUCUCAAUCCGAAUGGACACCAAGUUCUUCGUUACUCUCCCAACAACGUGGAUCAGCAAACUUCACCUCAAUCUAAUCCGCACCAGCAGCGGUAUCAGGAUAUGCCGUUCCACCAUAUCCAACAUCACCAGCAACCACAACAACAACAAAACGGGCAGCAGCAAUCACAACAGCAACAAGAACAACACAACCAAUCACCAACGAAUGGUCAGGGAAAGGUUAAAAAGCCAAGUUCCAAACACGAGUACAAGAUCAAAGAGAAAGAAAAUAAGGAGCGCAAAAAGAAGGAGAAAAAAGCCAAAAAAGAUAAAGUCAAAUCGGCAUCACCGAACUCCGCUGGGUUGUCGGCGUUCAGUGGUUCGGCGGAAAAGUCCCGCAAGGAACCGAAAAAGAAGGCCCCGAUGCCAUUGCCGCAGCCACCGCAGCAGCGAAUCAUCGAUCAGCACGACUACCAGAACAUCUCGGAGGAAACGAAAAUCGACAGCAAAAGUCCGGUGAUGCGAAUGUUCGGCGAUACGCACUUUCUGCUGAAUCACCGCCGGAAGGCUUCCAGUCAGAAAGAGAGCAACCUGAGCUGCGGGCAGGGGGUUUGCGAACUGAUGAACGGAGUUUACCGGUUCAGUCCACACGUUACGUCAUUCGCGGAACUCGAAUCCAGCAAGGGCAGUCACCAGUCGCACUCGUCCACCCUGGAUUCGAAGGAGUACCAAAAUUUUAACGUGUCGAAGUAUCUGAACAUCGACGUCAAAACUCCGAAUCUGCGCGGCGUCAAGAACCACAUCAGCUCCAACAGCAGCAGCUUGAGUACGGGCAGCAGCGGAUCUAACUCGCUGAAUUCUUUCGACUCCGUCGAACAGGCAAUCAUCUUUCAGAAGAACAAAAACGCCGACUCGUACCUGGGUCCUUUCAACUUUCGGCAGCUCCUUAGGCCCACGCAAGGACCAACGGAAUCCCUCCGCAAGCGGAAAGGAAUCAAUCCGCCGUCGCCACCGCCACCGCAACGGGGCAAGAGUUGAACGGGCGGAAUGUUGUUCGCUUAGUUAAAUAGUGGUACAUUGUAAGUUGAUGUGAAUUGUUGUUUUCGUUUGCAUUAGUGCUAUUGUGCAUUUCUUUGAAAUUUACUUGUGUGGGUGUCUACGAGUGCCGACCACGGCACGCUCAGCGGUAGACAAUCGACUCGUUUCGCCUUCCUGAGGAUAGGGGAUUCAUUAUCCACGGGGAAUUUUCGGGAAUACUAUGUUAAGGUGGGAUUGUGUGUUAAAUCUAUUUACAAUCUGUGAAUCUGACAGCUGAAGUUAAAUAUAUAUGUAGACAUAAUGUAUCUCGUA
Malaya genurostris is the source of this 6624-nucleotide messenger RNA. Its product is annotated as myosin-IIIb-like. Gene Ontology annotation, molecular function: cytoskeletal motor activity; protein kinase activity; ATP binding. The coding region runs from base 898 to 6312 and encodes 1804 amino acids. Lineage: Eukaryota; Metazoa; Arthropoda; Insecta; Diptera; Culicidae. The record is from RefSeq and is a predicted model, not a curated record. The transcript has 14 exons. Gene Ontology annotation, biological process: protein phosphorylation. Gene Ontology annotation, cellular component: myosin complex.